AAUAUAAAAAACCGGUCCAUGCCCAUCACUGUCUUUGCCGGUUGCUAGUUGCUACCAAGCACCACUAAACCCUGAACCCUAAUUCCUUUCUCUAAAACCCCCAUCCUAAUUCAACACUCCACAAACUAAAAUAAACAAAACCCAAUUAGGGUUUAUUGUAUCUCAAUUAUUUAUCCCCAAUUUUCAAAUUACCACCAUUUUAAUCUGUAUCAAAACAGGUCCUAUAUAUAGUAGUUGUGCAGCAGAGUAAUGGAGCAAAGAUUGGCUAGUACAUGGCGAAUGAGUGUUAAUGAGAAGAAAUUUAUCGAAAGCUCUUUGCUUUCUGACUUGAGAGCCGAUGGUCGCCGCCCUUUUGACUAUAGACGCCUAACUAUCAAGUUUGGGAGAGAAGAUGGCUCGUCCGAGGUUCAGCUUGGGAAUACUCAUGUUAUGGCUUUUGUGACUUCCCAACUUGUUCAGCCUUAUCGAGACAGGCCUAAUGAAGGGACACUGUCUUUCUAUACUGAGUUCUCCCCGAUGGCUGAUCCUUCGUUUGAGGCUGGUCGUCCUGGAGAGUUUGCUGUGGAGUUGGGACGCAUCAUAGAUCGGGGUCUGAGGGAAAGCAAGGCCGUAGACACAGAAUCACUUUGUGUAAUUUCUGGAAAGUUAGUGUGGGCUAUUCGCAUUGAUGUUCACAUUCUGGACAAUGGAGGAAAUCUUGUUGAUGCUGCCAAUAUCGCUGCUCUGGCUGCUUUGUCAACAUUCCGGAGGCCUGAAUGUACUCUAGGAGGCGAAGAUGGUCAGGAAUUGAUAGUACAUCCGCCUGAGGUAAGAGAUCCAAUUCCACUAAUAAUACACCAUCUUCCUGUAGCAGUAACCUUUGGUUUUAUUGGGAAAGAGAGUAUCAUGGUAAUUGAUCCAACUCACCUUGAGGAGGCUGUUAUGGGUGGUAGAAUGACUGUUACGCUUAAUACAAAUGGGGAUGUUUGUGCUAUCCAGAAAGCGGGAGGAGAUGGUAUAUUGCAGAGUGUCAUCAUGCAGUGUUUGCGUAUUGCUUCUGUGAAGGCUGGCGACAUAUCAAGUAAAAUAAAGAAUGCUGUUGAAUCUUUCAAUACAGAAAGAGCACUACGGAAGAUCAAACGUCAUAGUUCCUCUUCUGCUGUUGAAGUGAGUGAACCAGCUCAGAAGGGAGGCACUGAGUUAUCUAGGACUCAUGUGGGUAGACUAAAUUCAACGCCCGAGGAAAGUGGGGUUGGCCAGAGCAAUGGCAUGGAAGUUGAUGGCAAGAUAUUGCAACAAGAAACUAGUAGGAGAGACAGUGGUGCUCAGAGCUUCAUUGGUGGGCCCUCUAGUUGGGACCCAUAUUCGAAGGGCAUCGAUUCUGAUGCACUGAGAGCUCCCCCUGCUUCACAAGUUGUAGCACCCACUAAGAAGCUAGAAGACAUCAAACUCGACCAGCCCAGUGAUAUGGAAUUAGCAUCACCAGCUGCUGGUAACAAUUCACUUACGUUGCCAAAUGAAGUAGCUGAUACUGGAUUACAAACAAACGAAGAGAAGACUUUAAAGGACGCUAUAAAGCCUAAGCACAAGAGGAGGAAGAAGAAGACAUCCUCCCAGCAGUAAUGCAAGUAACUGACUUCUUUUAGGCAAGUUGGAAAAGUUUAAUUUAUUUUUGUUAGAUAGUUGCAUGAUGAGAAGUAGGAUAACUGUGUUGUUCAAAAAAUUUUAAGAUUUUUGAUGUAAGAGCUUCACAGUGUUUUUAUAGAAUGAUCUUAGAGUGCACCGGUGAGAUAUUUUACCAAAUCUCAGCAAGCUCAGACAUUUUUCAUGUUGAGAAAUUAUUCACCUUCCAGAAUAUUGUUUUACAUCUAUAAUAGAAUGAUGCAUUUUGUACUUGUUUAAGUACAUUUUUUUCUA
Daucus carota subsp. sativus is the source of this 1896-nucleotide messenger RNA. Its product is annotated as exosome complex component RRP45A. Gene Ontology annotation, cellular component: nuclear exosome (RNase complex); cytoplasmic exosome (RNase complex). The coding region runs from base 250 to 1602 and encodes 450 amino acids. Gene Ontology annotation, biological process: nuclear mRNA surveillance; exonucleolytic trimming to generate mature 3'-end of 5.8S rRNA from tricistronic rRNA transcript (SSU-rRNA, 5.8S rRNA, LSU-rRNA); U4 snRNA 3'-end processing. Gene Ontology annotation, molecular function: mRNA 3'-UTR AU-rich region binding. The record is from RefSeq and is a predicted model, not a curated record. The transcript is spliced from 9 exons. NCBI's taxonomy places the organism in Eukaryota, Viridiplantae, Streptophyta, Magnoliopsida, Apiales, Apiaceae.